UUGGAGCAGAAGUGGCUGGAGGCCAAGCCUACGCGGCAUGGCUUGCGGGGCCCGGUGGCGGCCGCAUGCGCGAGCCUCUCGAGGAUUGGCUGGGCCGCGCUCUCGAGCGUCAUCCUGGGUGCCGACGAGGGCGACGUCAUCGUGGUCUUGCACGUGCAUCCCAGGGAGCUGCUGUGCGCCGAGGGCCGCAACUUCUUCGAGUGCCCGACCACGCUGGCCACAGGCCAGAGAGAUGGCGACGUGAUCGAGCCCACCUCCGAAAUGCAUGCCAAGGUUGAGCCGGGGCUGCCGGUGCGGUUCUAUAGCGGAGCGGCGGACCAGGACUACGACGCGUUCGACCUCGUCACGGCCAUGCCCGUUGUGUCCUACGAAGUUGGGUGUGCGGACGCCGCGCAUAAGAUCUUCAGGUGGGACGAGUGGUCGUCGCCUGAGGCUGGGCGGUCGACGAUCGUGGACCACGACGACUCGGGCCGCGACGCGCCGUGGCCUGAGCGAUGGAAGCUCUUUCAGGCGCUCCGCCACAUGUCCUACCUCCGCUUCGUCGUCGCGGACUUGGCGGCGCUGGCCAGAGAGGUGACGUAA
Prorocentrum cordatum is the source of this 582-nucleotide messenger RNA. Lineage: Eukaryota; Dinophyceae; Prorocentrales; Prorocentraceae. The record is from the annotation of a GenBank genome assembly.